CUCGUGCUGCCCGAAGAGCAGCAGCUUUGUGCGACACCGCGCGUGUGACCGAGGAUCAGACCGACGGACCGGCAGGACGCUGAGGAGCCGACUGACGGGCGGAUCGGAAGCCGAGCUGUUGAGGUGAUCCGCUGGUUUUGUGAACACUUUGGGGCGCGUUGGAUAGUUCAGAUUCAGGGCCGGUAAAAACACCGGAUCGGUCUUUCUGCGAGUCGUUCGGAAGGAUCGGUUUGUGCGCCGACCAUCUGCUCUUUUAAGUUGGAUUUGGUGCGCGUGCGGACUUUGGAGCUCCAGCGGAGACUUUUCAUCUUGAGGAAUAUUUAACCAUGAACUUUGCUGUCACUCUGACUUGGAUGCUUUUGGCAGUGGUUCUUCAGUUAUCCACUGUAAAGACUGCCAGCAUAUACAAGGGAGGAGACAAGGCACAGAAUGAUGUCAUCCCCUUUCUGGAUGUAUACAACAAGAGUUGCUGUCAAGUGAGGGAGGUGCUGGUGGACAUCUAUCACGAGUAUCCCGAGAACACGGAGCGCACGUACAUCCCAGCCUGCGUGGUCCUCGAGCGCUGUGGAGGCUACUGCGGUGAUGACGCUUUGGAAUGUGUUGCCAAGGAAAUGCACAACGUCACAUUGGCAGUCAUGCUGCAUAAAGCACAGUUUGGUCAGCACAUGGCCCACCUCAGCUUCACAGAGCAUCGAGCGUGUCAUUGCAGAGCCCGAAGCCAGAGUCCGAUGCCAGAGGCUAAAGCAAAGAAAGAAUAAUGUGACAAACCGCGGUGAUGACCCCAGGAGUGGAGCCGACACUGAUGAAGGAAUUAUUUUGUAGGCACAGCACUUUGAGGUCUGAAGACGCAUUCCCUGUGAGAACAUGGAAGGACAAAGACAGGACCGUCUAACGGUCUGCUUUCUGACGACACAAAGACAAUGGAUUCUGCUGCUAGAAAAUUAUGUUAUUUAAAGCUGAACGACUGCACCUGUGGUGCAUGAAGAGCAAACAUUUAAUUAGCUGUCUGGUCAUGGGGGGGAGCCGCCACAAAGGCUAGUGAGCUGUGGACAAGAAUAUUUUAAAUGUUUCCAAGUACAUGCGGAAGGUAUUGUGACCAGAGUGUGUGAACUGUGACAGACGUGGAGGAGGUCUCUGUGCUUAAACUGGCAGCUCCCACACACAGUGAAUUUUCCUCUCCACUGUAGUGAUGUCCACCAGUUUCUGAUGUAAGAGUCCAGCCAUGUGGCUGGGUAAUGUGAAUUCGCCGUCCUCUUCCAGUGACCAGACCUCACCGGAAGAGUCCACUUCAUCUUAGCCCCUGCUGUUGGACCGUCCUUCAGUAAUAAGUGAUGGACAGUGAUAAUUACUGUCCACCACCACUCCGUGCGAGACACACUGUGAAAAGUGGACUGAGGAGGUGGAGACUUGAAGAAAUGGGAUGCGGUCAUUGUGCUCGACCAUGUGGGUGUUUUUUUUUGUUUGUUUGUUUUUUUUUACUGCUGUGGUGUUUCAUGCUGGGGAAAAGGACUUGUCUGAGUUUUUGCUGUAUUGUGAGUUAAACGUGUCACUGUACGAGUCCACAGCCUUUCGCCUUAUUUAAUGUGUUCCAAAGAAAACACGCCCACAUCAGUGUGUCUGCAGAUGUUUCUCAGAUACUAUUUAUUAUUUAUGGAAUAUUCUCAGUCUUUAAGUUCCCUUUCUAUCUAUUUGGUGCAGUGUUAGGUUUGUUUAUGUGGGUGCAGAAAACCCGUCUGUUUGAGCAGGACUUUGACAUUCCUGGAUGGACCUCAGGGGGAUCGGGGUGGGCCUGUCCACUGCUCACAAACCUCAGCCUCCAACUUGAUGCACCAACAUAGGUCAUUCUCAUUUUGGGUUGGAGCAGUAGCCAUGUGGUUUUGCACUUGAGGCCCUAAGACAUGUCCUGAGAAGAGCUGAAGGACUUUCCUUGUCAGCACUUGGCUCGGGUCUCGUUUAGUCAGAGCUGUCUGAUCGGACUUGGGCUUCUAGUCUGAGGAAAGUCAAAUGACAGAGUUUUCUCAUUUUUUCUUUUUCUUUUUGUUCCAGCUGAAACAUCCUCAUUCUGACUGAAUGUAGAACAACAGUGCCUAUCCUUCUAAGCCAGAGGUCUCAAACUGAUCCCAGAAAGGGCCAAGAGGGUGCAGGCUUUCUUUGCACUCCACCACUUCACUGAUUUACUGAUUCCACCUGUUCAAAGUGAUGUUGAUCAGUGGAAUCACCUGGUGGAGUGGGUGGUUGCAAAGAAAGCCUGCACCCUCUUGGCCCUUUCUGGGAUCAGUUUGAGACUUCUGUUUUAAAAUGACCCACAGCUUCUCAGUGCACUGGCAAAGAAACAUGAUCAUUAUGAUGACUGACAUCUGUUAAAAUGUUCAAUAUUUCUCUGUCCACCCUGGUUUUGAUGUGGGCUUUCUCAAAAUUCUGUUUGCAGGUGGUCCAGUAAUUUGUCAGCUGAACCCCAAACAAAGGCUGUGAGGAACAGUCAGAAGUCCACCUGCUACAGCUGACAUCUAGUCCAACUAAAAACUGUUCUCGUUGAGCCAGAAUAAGGUCACUUUGCAGAGCGUGUUAAGUCCAAAUAAACAGUCAUUGUGGUGAGACUCUAAUGAGCCAGUUGUUGAUUGCUCAGAAUAAUGAAAGAUGACAGACUGAUGAUGAUCAUAAAUGUUACUCCAGUCACUGGUUUUAUUAUCCAGCUGCUGUUUGUCUUCAUAAAUGCUGGAAUCUCAGACUAGAGGCCUCAGACACGCUUCAGGUGGUAUUGGUCCUUCUGAAGGACGAACCUCAUGACAACAUUCUAUUUUCUAUUUAACUGAUAUCAAGGAUUGUUGAUGUACAGCAAUGUUUUGUACAUUUCCACGUUAAUAUAUUUAUUGGUACUGUAAAAAAUGUUUUACUGUUAUUGGUGUCUUUUGUGUAAUUUGGUUGAUUGUAACUAUUAAAACAUAUUUAUUUUGAAAAGCA
Molecule: messenger RNA, 2961 nt
Organism: Thalassophryne amazonica
Lineage: Eukaryota; Metazoa; Chordata; Actinopteri; Batrachoidiformes; Batrachoididae
Product: vascular endothelial growth factor A-A-like
Exons: 6
Coding region: 327-758 (143 amino acids)
Biological process (GO): positive regulation of endothelial cell proliferation; vascular endothelial growth factor signaling pathway; induction of positive chemotaxis
Cellular component (GO): membrane
Molecular function (GO): chemoattractant activity; vascular endothelial growth factor receptor 1 binding; growth factor activity
Source: RefSeq, a predicted model, not a curated record